GCGGCGGGCUUCCUCAAGGUCACGACCGCCCCCAAAGACCUGGCCACCGCUACCACACGCCGCCCACUGGUGGCGACGCUGCCAGCAAGCAUACCGGAGGACCCUACCGCGGUGUUGUGGACGUGCACAAGAUGCGACCACGCGGCCUGCUUCCAGGACAUGCUAGCACAUAUGGCGCUGUGCUACGCCGGCGGGCGGCUCGAUCCAGUCUCGAGAACAAUUAUCGCG
This is a messenger RNA of Amoebophrya sp. A120, 228 nucleotides long. Lineage: Eukaryota; Dinophyceae; Syndiniales; Amoebophryaceae. The record is from the annotation of a GenBank genome assembly.